AUGUCCCUCCACCUCUAUAAGCCACUGGGUGACAAUGACCACGCCAUCCGUCUGGACGCUGCGACGGCACUGGCCUCGGAACUCCUGCAAUUGCUCUCGAGUGAGUAUUCGGAAAAGUCUAAAUCAUCCCUUGAUUAUGCCCUCGGCCGGUUAACGAAGGGCCUGGCCAGUGGGCGGGGGUCGGCGAGGCCGGGGUUUGCGGCCGUGCUCACGGAGGUUGGCGAUAUUCCUCUUUUUGUCUUUCUGGAAUUGGGCGAUUGGGAGGGCUUUGUUUUACUGAUGGGAGGAUAUAUGUUUGUGGGUGGUCUUUAGUUUCUUGGACACAUUUUGGAAACCGGGAAUGCCGCAAAAUGGGGGUUUGAAUUGGCAGGGGUGAUUAAGCUUGUUGUUGUCAACACCCAGCCGCCGGGGCAUACUACGGGGCCGGAAGAGAGAGAUUAUCAUCUUGGGAGGUUGUUCGGACUGAAGGCUCUUGUGCAGUCUGGGGUUCUCUUCCGCAGGGUGGAGGGAGAGGGGUAUGCAGAGGUCUUGAAGUUCUUGUUUGAGCUGUCUGUGCAAAAGCGGUGGCUGAGGGAGUCUUGUGCAUCGAUUGUGUGCUCGGCGGUACCUGGCUGGUCGGGUGAAACGAAACAGUGGGCCGCAAAGGUUACCUAUGACGCAUUGGCGGAGUCCGGGCUGGCGAAGACGAGUGACGGGACGGCUGUGUGGCUGAUUCUCCAGGCGCACUGCCCGAGCGUUCUCCCACCGGGGAAUCACUGGAUGAAGGAGUGCCCACUGGCGAGGCCGAAUUUGGCCGCGUUAGCGAAGGUUCUCAAGGAGGCCGGGUCCAAGGAUGAAGAGGGGGGGGAUAUACGACAGAAGGGCUCUUGGAACCCAAAGCUUAAUUUUGUCUGGGAUUUAGUGCUUGAAGUUUAUCACGGAGAGGGCAAAGAGUGGGGGGAGUUUCGGGAACGAGAAGCCUCCGCAAUGCCUACGUGGGAGGAGUUCUGGAAGGUUGCCAUAGAUGGUAGGUUUUUUCCGCACACUAUCACUUGCUUCAAUAUUCGAGGUUCCUUGUACCACGCGGACAAAACCACCAGUGCCUAUCAGAUGAAUCUCCUUGCGGGGACUAUCCUAUGGCAACAGUGGCAUGUGGGGGUUACUGACGUAGUGGGAGAUUGAAGCGGCUGCCAGCUCCACCCUGAACAUUCCCUGAUGAAGAAUUCGGGACUAAUGAUUGGCGGACAAAUAGCCAUACCUGUUGAAAAGGCGGGAGUCACUAACAUGUCAUUUUUUACUUAGAAAGCCUGUUCUCCGCCUCCUCUUCCAACGAGCGAAAGUUCUGGGGGUUUCUCAUAUUCGGGAAAGCACUCAGUCGGAUUUUUGCUUUCCCUGAUGGUGGAUCAUAUCUUGCGCCAAUGUUCUCCAAGAACUUUAUGCGAUGCUUGAUAAACCAGUUAUCGGAUCCAGAACGGUACUUGCACAAGGCUGCACAGAAGUGCGCGAGGACACUGUUACAGAGGGCUGAAUCAACUCCGUGGGCCGUGCCUCUGAUAUUUGCGCAGUUGGUCUCAAAUAAUGGCACGCCUAACUUUGACUCGCUGACGAGGACGAAGUACGUUGAUAAGAUUAUGAUACUGGCAGACAAAGACGGGCUCGGUGCGAUUAUUGGAGAGUUCAGGAAGAUCUUAUUGGAUCCUCUUGGGUCGGGAGGGGAUGGUUGCUCGGGGGAGGAGGGCCAGCAACAGAAGGUGAAAACUGCUGAAGUUAGGCGACAGUGGGCGGCGGACCAGAUACUCACCCUCAUUCGGAAUGGGAAAUCCGUAAAAGCGGAAUCAUGGAUUAAGAGAGCCGUAUCUCUACUCGCAGGCUUCGGCUUCCUUGAGGCACCGGUUCGCGGGGCCGAACUGGGAAUACCGGUGUCACCUACUAGCCAGGCAAUGUUCAGAUCCAGACUCAUGUCCUGCCUAUCCCACCUGCUCGGUAUCAAGGAUAAUAUCUCUGGCGACGAGACAUGGCCGUACCGUGCAGUCAAGAAAGCCCUCAAUAUCAAAGACACGCUAGUGCUCGAGCUCGACGACACCAUCGAAAUAUCAAUAAAGAAGGCCCAAUCAACCCUCAAGGAAAUAAACAAAAAGGUAAGACCUUCCCCAUUUGAUAUAAUCACUGUCAUAAACAAUCACUAACAGUCACUCGCAGCGCACCUCCGCCCGAAAAUCCGACAAGACCAAGAGAGCCACCCAGCUAGAGUCCUUCGAACUCCUCUACUCCCUCAUCGUCCUACAGAUCCUGAACGGUGAAGCGGACGCGCUGGAGGUCCUCGGCGAGCUAAACCUUUGCUACGAGAAGGUCAUUACGAAGCGGAAACAUGCAACGGAGGAUGAAGUCGAUGCUGGUGAAAUUUUGGUGGAGAUCCUGCUAAGCUUCUUGUCGAAGCCAAGUGUUCUGCUGCGAAAGCUGGCACAGCAAGUGUUCACGACGUUUGUUGACAGUGUUACCGAUGCUGGCUUGGAACUUUUGACUAAUGUACUCGAGACGAAGGAGAGUCUGGGUGGACAGCAGGAGCUUUUCGAUAAGGACGAUGAGGAUGAAGGUAGUGAUGAAGCCAUGGACGAUGGAGCCGACGACGUCGGGGAAGUAAGUGCCUCCACCGAAGGCUCGGACGAAGACUCAGACGAAAUGGACUCGGAGGUAGAAAUGAUCUCCCCCUCGCCCUCCUCCCAAGGGGGCGAGGCCGCCACCGACACCGACACCGACAACGACGAAACGGCAAAGCUUGAGGCCGCCCUAAACCACGCACUGACCCCGCACGCGCCAAAAGCUGACUCCGACUCCGACAUGUCCGACGGCGCAAUGCUAAACCUGGACGAAACACUCUCCAAGAUAUUCCGCCAACGCACUAGACUCCCCUCCACCUCUAAAAAACGAUCCGAGAAGGUCGCUAAACAAAACAUUACGAAUUUCAAAGUCCGAGUAUUAGAUUUACUCGAGAUUUUCGCUAAGGCUGAUAAAAAGCGGAGGAAGGGGGAGGUAAGGCAUGAUCCUGGGGUGCUGUUGUUGCCGCUGCUGGCGUGCGUUAGGAAGACUGGUGACCGGGCUGUUGCCGAGAGGUGUUUUGGAGUUUUGAAGAUUUGUUUGAGGAAUCCGCCUCCGCUCCACUCCUCCUCGCUAGGGGAGGAGGAGAGGCUGUGGGCUUUGUUGAAAGAGGUGCACGAACUCGCAGAAUUGGACCCUGGCUCGGCCGGGAGGGACAAGUACGCGAAGGCCUGUUCUACCGCUUCGCUGAUUUUGGGAAAGAUAUUGGUUGGCGGCGGGAGCGAGGGGGUGCAGGAGGAAGCGUUUGAAGAGAGGGUUAGAAGGAUUGCCGGGGUUUACGCGGAGACUUUGACCAAGUGGGUGGUUGGGGGUGGCGGCACGGGAGUGCAGAGGGGUUUUUUUGUGGAGUUUGUGGAUUGGGUUGUGGGGGUGAGGGGUGGGAAGGGUAAGGGUAAGGUUAUUGGGAAAGGAAAAGGGAAGGGGAAGGGGAAGGGGAAGAAGGGUGUGUGA
Tuber aestivum (summer truffle) is the source of this 3525-nucleotide messenger RNA. Lineage: Eukaryota; Fungi; Ascomycota; Pezizomycetes; Pezizales; Tuberaceae. The record is from the annotation of a GenBank genome assembly.